UACUUAUUUGUGCUUCUUAACUGCAUAGCCUUCCAUAGUUCCCUUAACUCUCCUGUUCUCUAUUAGGGAAAUUCUGUCCAGUUGACUACAAUUCUUUGCACUACAAUUGAAAAGUUGGAUAUCGUAAUUGGACAAGGGGCAAGGAAUUUGUGCUCACCCCAAUCAAAGGUAGCCCAAUUAAGACGUACUCACGGAGGAGAAUGCUACCAUGUAUCGCGACUUUAUGUUAAUUGCAUUCGUGCAUCUCAAGUUUGCAAAAGUUGACGUUCUUUAUCGUAAGUUGAGUUAUAGUUCAAGCGUGUUGUUCAAUUCAAACUCAAGAAUAUCCAGUUAUAUUAGGGAAGGCGAUGUCUUCUCCGCACGUAAACUGUUUGACGAAUUACCCAACAGAAAUGUUGUGACUUGGAACUGCAUGAUUUCUGGGUAUACCAGGAACGGGAUGAUCCAAGAAGCUCGAGAGCUUUUUGAUUCUAUGCCAAGCAGGAAUGUUGUGUCUUGGACAGCCAUGCUAAGUGGGUACGCGAGGAACGGAAGGCUAGACGAAGCUAAACUUUUGUUUGAUUCAGUAGCUGACAAGAAUAUUAUUUGUUGGAAUUCGAUGAUUUCAGGGUAUGUGAGCAAUGGAAGAAUAGAAGAAGGUCGAGCACUGUUUGAUAAAAUGCCAAUUAAGCACACAACAUCCUGGAGAAUCAUGAUUGAUGGAUACUUUCAAUGUGGAAACUUGAGUGAAGCAGAGAGGCUGUUUAACAAAGUACCAAUGAAAACUGUGUCACUUUGUAACACGAUGUUAGCAGGUUAUGCUGAUAUGGGGAAUCUAGAAGGUUCUUUUAGGUUGUUUAUGAAGAUGGAAACCCAUGAUGUUGUUUCAUGGACUAGUAUGAUUUCUUGCUUGUUAAGAGCAGGGGAAUUGAAACAAGCUAGGACCUUUUUCAAUGACAUGCCUGAGAAGGAUAUAGUGGCACGGACAGCAAUGAUAAGGGGUUAUCUGGAUAAUAAUCAGAUUCAGGAAGCUCAUGAAUUAUUUACGGAAAUGCCAUAUCGGGACACAAUAGCCUGGAACUCAAUGAUCAACGGCUAUUCUCAAAACGGAAUGCUUCAAGAGGCCCUUGAUCUUUUCAACAAGAUGCCACGAAGGGAUAUUGUCUCAUGGAAUUUGAUCCUAUCUGCCCAUCUCCAACUAGGCGAUCCAAAUGCCGCCACAAGAUUUUUCACGGAGAUGCCUAAGAAAGAUGUAACCUCUUGGAACACAAUGAUAUCUGGAUUCCAAAACGAGGAGGCUCUGUUGUAUUAUGUCAAGAUGCUACAAGAUGGGAUUAAGCCCAACAAGGGAACCUUCCCAAGUGUAUUAUCAACAUGUGGACUUCUUGCUAUCCAUGGUUGUGGACAAGCAAUUCACGCCAGUGUUAUAAAAAAUGGUCUUGAAAAUGAUAUCAUGACACUAAGCUCAUUGAUCUCAAUGUACUCUAGGUGUGGUUUUUUAGACGUGGCAUCAUUUGUGUUCCAAAAUAUGAAAAAGCGGGACCCGGCUGCAUGGAAUGCCAUUAUUAUGGCCCAAGCACACCACGGUUCUGCCGUGGAAGCUCUCACUCUUUUUGACGUAAUGGUCCAAGAUGGGUUUGAACCGGACCACAUAACGUUCAUGGGACUCCUAGCUGCUUGUGCUCAUUCUGGGAUGGUUCAUAAAGGCUGGGAAUAUUUUUACUCAAUGCAAAAGAGAUGGAAUUUGGAGCCCAAACAAGAACAUUAUGUAUACAUGGUUGAUCUUCUUGGCAGAUCAGGUUCUUUAACAGAAGCGGUUGAGUUUGUUAAACAACUGCCUGCCGAUGUUGUCCCAAUGUAUGCUCGGGAAACCUUAUUAAGUAGUUGCAGAGUGUAUGAUGACUAUAAGUUGGGUGAUUUCGUGGUGAAGGAGUUUGGAACAGUUUCUCCUUCUCUGUCUCUUCUUUUAUCAAACACGUAUGCUGCAAGAGGGAUGUGGAAGAGUGUGUCCAAGGUCAGAACUGAAUUGAAACAACUUCGGUUCAGAAAGGAGUCUGGGUGCAGUUGGAUUGAAGUGAAUGGGUGUUUGUCUCAGUUUGUGUGUAAUGACAAAUCCCACCACCAAGCUGGGGACAUCUACAAGGAGUUAGAGAGACUUUCUGUCCUCAUUGUGAAUUUUGGUGCAUUGAGUUUGCCAUCUUACUGGUGAUAUGGUGACCUAAUACCUUCAACAGAAUACAUCAAAUAACCAGCAUCACAAGGUUAUUGACUUGGAAUCCGUUUGGUGCAGUGGUGGCGGCAGGUAAAGAGCUUCGCCGGGAAAUCUGACGGUUGAUGAGGUUCCUCCGAUCAGCACACCGCUUGAAGCAUGUGUAGAUAUACAUGACGAGCCAAAACACCCAUGGAGACCCAAUCAGCGAGAAGGCGACGUAGAGAAACCAUGGUUGAGAUUGCGCCGGAAAGAAAACGUAGAUGCCAAGAAACACCCCGCCAGCGGUUACCAAGAUGAAGAACAAGAAUGAGAUGAGUGGGACCCUUAUGUCGGUUUGCCGCUCCUCCAUUGUUAUUAUUCUGUUUUCUGAUGUAUCAGCUUCAGAUGUAUUUUGAGGGGGCGGUUAUGGCGAGAUUCGAAUUGAAUAUUCAAUUCACACCAAUAACCUUCAGAAAAAUCAUCUUUGAGAGGUGGAGCUUAAUAAAGAAUGGUAUUUUCUGAUGAUAAUGAUGAUGAUAUGGACUGAUCUGGUUUUAUUGUUAGAUUAGAAUUCUUAUUGAUUUUUAUGCCGGGAGAGAUCAACAAAAUGUAAAAACACAAAAGAGGAAA
Messenger RNA from Cuscuta europaea, 2800 nucleotides. NCBI's taxonomy places the organism in Eukaryota, Viridiplantae, Streptophyta, Magnoliopsida, Solanales, Convolvulaceae. The record is from the annotation of a GenBank genome assembly.